UUGAAUAGAUAUGUGGAUUCCAUUGUCGAUGAGUUGUUGAGGGAAGAUGAAUCUAUGUCCCUGUUUUGUCACUCUGCUUUUGGACAAAAGUCGAUUCCUCCGACUGGAAAUGCAACUUUGAUCAAACAGAUUGUUAAUGAAUGCAAAGUACUUUCAUUGGCACUUGAAGUGAUUGGAGCUUCCUUGCAAGACCAACCAGAAAUGUACUGGAUAAAUGCAAGGAAAAGGUUAUCACGAGGAGAACCAAUCUACGAGUCUCAUGAAAGCAAAUUGCUCGAUCGAAUGGCAAUCGGUUUCGAGUGCAGUAACAAAAAUGACUUCCGUCGAAAUAAAAUCCUAAUUAACACAGUCUAAGAUGAACGUUGCCAAUCACUAUUUGUAUUAAACUUGGGAGUUUGUACAAAAGUGGAACGGAUACAAUUUUAUUUUUCACAGGAAAGUGUUUGUAAAACAAGUUCUUGUAAUGGAAUUUGUAAGAAAUACAAUAUAUAUUUUCUAUCAUAUCUUAAGAAU
Molecule: messenger RNA, 513 nt
Organism: Hibiscus syriacus
Lineage: Eukaryota; Viridiplantae; Streptophyta; Magnoliopsida; Malvales; Malvaceae
Product: putative disease resistance protein At5g47280
Exons: 2
Coding region: 55-354 (99 amino acids)
Biological process (GO): defense response to fungus
Source: RefSeq, a predicted model, not a curated record